This is a messenger RNA of Vanderwaltozyma polyspora DSM 70294, 525 nucleotides long. RefSeq names its product F1F0 ATP synthase subunit d (gene ATP7). Gene Ontology annotation, molecular function: proton transmembrane transporter activity. The record is from RefSeq and is a predicted model, not a curated record. Gene Ontology annotation, biological process: proton motive force-driven ATP synthesis. Bases 1 to 525 code for a protein of 174 amino acids. Lineage: Eukaryota; Fungi; Ascomycota; Saccharomycetes; Saccharomycetales; Saccharomycetaceae. The transcript has a single exon.
AUGUCAUUAGCUAAAGCAGCAUCAGGUAAAUUAGACUGGGCCAAAGUUAUUUCUAGUUUGAAAUUGACUGGUAAGACCGCAACUCAAUUAUCUUCAUUUAAGAAGAGAAAUGAUGAAGCUAGAAGAAAGUUAUUUGAAUUAGAAUCCCAAUCCACAGUUGUUGAUUUCGAACAUUACCGUGGUACUUUGAAGAACACAGCUAUAGUGGAUAAGAUUGAGACAUUUUACAAGUCUUACAAGCCAGUUACCAUCGAUGCUUCCAAGCAAUUAUCAACAAUUCAAGCUUUUGAAACUGAAGCUAUUGCUAACGCUAAGGAGACUGAGCAAUUAGUUGCUAGAGAGUUGGCUGAUUUGCAAGCUACUUUGAAGAACAUUGAGUCAGCUAGACCAUUCGAUGAAUUGACCGUCGAUGAGGUUGCUGCCUCAAGACCAGACAUUGAUGCUAAGGUCAAUGAAAUGGUUAAGAAGGGUAAAUGGGAAGUUCCUGGUUACAAAGAAAAGUUUGGCGAUUUGAACGUUAUGUAA